This is a messenger RNA of Letharia columbiana, 447 nucleotides long. RefSeq lists its product as uncharacterized. NCBI's taxonomy places the organism in Eukaryota, Fungi, Ascomycota, Lecanoromycetes, Lecanorales, Parmeliaceae. The record is from RefSeq and is a predicted model, not a curated record. The transcript is spliced from 2 exons. The coding region runs from base 1 to 447 and encodes 148 amino acids.
AUGAUGGAAUAUCAAAAGGUCGGAAGAGGAGGAGCUGGCAACUUUUACACUCCACAAGACGUGGAGAAGGCUUCCAAAGAGACUAGUAAGGACGUCGAAGCCCAGCGCAAUGCUGCCAGUGGAGGAAUCGAAGAUCUAGAGAGUCAGGGUCGCAGAUUCUCAACAUCUGGUCGUGGUGGUGCUGGAAAUUUUACGACGAGAGAUAUGCUAGCAGCAGGCACUACUGCGAAUAUUGAUGUCACUCCAUCGAUGCAGGAAAACAAGCCUCCAGAGCUAGGACACUAUGGUCGAGGAGGGGCUGGUAAUUACAGAACUCCAGAACCUGAGAAAAGAAGAGGAGAAAAAGAUACAUCGGAGGCUCGGGAGAAGGAUGUAGAGAUUGGAUUGACGGAGCCUGAAAAAGCACAUCUAGGGAAAGGAGGGUUCGAUUGUGAUGCCCACAAUUAG